UGGUUUUUCCUGCAUCAAGCAAGAAACUCUUCAUUGUUCACCAAAUAUAUUGUAUCUAGAGAGAGAAACAAAAUACUCUUUCUAGGAUCAUAUUUACAUACCUAAAUAAAUACUUAAAUAAAUACAUAAGUGUACGUACAUCUCUCAAAUAAAGAGAAAAUGAAAGGAGGGGAGAAGCAAUGUGGGAAAGUGGAUAAACUGAAGCCAAUAAUAGCGAUCAUAUCACUCCAAUUCGGAUAUGCAGGCAUGUACAUCAUUACAAUGGUUUCUUUCAAGCAUGGAAUGAACCAUUGGGUCCUUGCCACCUACCGACAUGUCGUCGCUACCAUCGUCAUGGCUCCUUUUGCUCUAAUUCUCGAAAGGAAAAUACGGCCAAAGAUGACAUGGCCAUUAUUCCUUAGGAUCCUUGCCCUCGGAAUCCUAGAACCGCUUAUGGACCAGAACUUCUACUACAUAGGAAUGAAAGCCACAUCAGCAACGUACAGUUCUGCCUUUGUUAAUGCACUUCCCGCCGUCACCUUCAUAAUGGCCGUCAUUUUCAGGUUAGAAACUGUGAAUUUGAAGAAGAUACGUAGUCUUGCAAAGGUGAUUGGAACAGCAAUAACCGUGGGUGGGGCAAUGGUAAUGACGUUAUACAAAGGUCCAGCCAUCGAGCUCAUCAAGGCCGCUCAUACCUCUAUUCACGGCGGCUCCUCUUCCGAAGCCACCGACCAACAUUGGGUUAUGGGAACGUUAGCGCUGAUGGCUAGCAUCAUCAGUUGGGCAGGUUUCUUCAUUUUACAAUCAUUCACAUUGAAAAAAUAUCCGGCGGAGCUAUCACUAGUGAUGUGGAUAUGCGGCAUGGGGACAAUCUUAAACACCGCUGCUUCCCUGGUGAUGGUUCGUGACUUGAGCGCAUGGAAAAUCGGCAUGGACUCGGGCACGCUCGCAGCGGUUUACUCCGGAGUGGUUUGUUCGGGAAUGGCGUAUUACAUACAAAGCAUUGUGAUUAGAGAACGAGGCCCAGUAUUUACGACGUCAUUUAGUCCGAUGUGCAUGAUCAUUACUGCCUUCCUUGGCGCGUUAGUUUUGGCCGAAAAGAUCCAUCUCGGAAGUAUAAUCGGGGCGGGUCUCAUCGUCUUUGGGCUAUACAGUGUUGUUUGGGGAAAAGCUAAGGACGAAGUGAUUUCGACGACGGAGGAGAAAAUAGGAAUGCAGGAGCUGCCGAUCACCAACAUAACAUCAACGGAUGGUGGUGGUAUUCCUUGUGCACCUAACAAAGGUGUGACUACUAGUACUUGAUUGCAGCUCGGAUGAAGCAAUCAAAGAAACAAAAACGAAAAAGUCAAUUGCUCUCAAUUUUUGAACAUCAAAUUUCCAAGAAGGGAAAUUUCUUUAUCUUUCUUUCUUGUUUUGUUUUUAUGCUAUUUACGUGUCCAAGUUUGUUUGUGUUUAUUUUUAGAUUCUAUGGUUUAUAAUACCUAUAAAGCUUUGCACC
Molecule: messenger RNA, 1477 nt
Organism: Raphanus sativus (radish)
Lineage: Eukaryota; Viridiplantae; Streptophyta; Magnoliopsida; Brassicales; Brassicaceae
Product: WAT1-related protein At4g08300
Exons: 7
Coding region: 160-1281 (373 amino acids)
Cellular component (GO): plasma membrane
Molecular function (GO): transmembrane transporter activity
Source: RefSeq, a predicted model, not a curated record